AUGGGCAACGCAGAGAGCAUGGAGAGCCAGCUGGCCGUCAUCCGGUCCAGAGCCGCCCCGGUCCGCCUGCCCAUGCCCGACCCGGCCGAGCUGGAGGAGAGGUUCUCCAUCGCCCUGAACUCGAUGAACCUGCCCCCAGACAAGGUGCGUCUGCUGCGUUCGUAUGACAACGAGAAGAAGUGGGAGCUGAUCUGUGAUCAGGAGAGAUUCCAGGUGAAAAACCCUCCUCACACCUACAUCCAGAAGCUGAGAGGCUUCCUGGACCCGGCCGUGACACGAAAGAAGUUCAGACGCAGAGUUCAGGAGUCAACGCAAACGCUCAGAGAACUUGAGAUUUCCCUGCGUACAAACCACAUCGGGUGGGUCAGGGAGUUCCUCAACGAGGAGAACCGUGGUCUGGACGUUCUGGUGGAGUAUUUGUCCUUCGCUCAGUACGCCGUCACCUUUGAUGGAGAGCAGUCGGACGCCGGUAGUGAGGUGGGCUCCAUUGACUCACCAUGGAGUCGCUCUAUAGAGGACCUUCACGGCGACUGUAGUCUCCCGUCUCCGUCCUCGUCCAUCUCUCGCUCUGCCCGCCACUCCAUCAGCUCCGCUCUGGUGACACGGUCCAACACCCUGCCGAGUCGCCGGACCCUGAAGAACUCGCGACUGGUCUGCAAGAAGGACGACGUCCACGUGUGCAUCAUGUGCCUGAGAGCCAUCAUGAACUACCAGUACGGCUUCAACAUGGUGAUGUCCCAUCCUCACGCCGUCAACGAAAUCGCCCUCAGCCUGAACAACAGGAAUCCCAGGACCAAGGCGCUGGUUCUGGAGCUGCUGGCAGCAGUGUGUCUCGUCAGAGGAGGACACGAGAUCAUCCUGUCCGCCUUCGACAACUUCAAAACGGUGUGCAACGAGUCCAUGCGUUUCGAGAAGCUGAUGGAACAUUUUAAGAAUGAAGACGACAACAUCGACUUCUUGGUGGCCUGCAUGCAGUUCAUCAACAUCGUGGUGCACUCGGUGGAGGACAUGAACUUCAGAGUUCAUCUGCAGUACGACUUCACCAAACUCAACCUGGAGGAACACCUGGAGAGAUUAAAGCACACGGAGAGCGACCGGCUGCAGGUUCAGAUCCAGGCCUACCUGGACAACGUCUUUGACGUCGGGACGCUGCUGGAAGACGCGGAGACAAAGACGGCCGCUCUGGAGAGAGUGGAGGAGCUGGAGGAGAACCUUUCUACAAUGUCAGAGCGUCUGCUGGACGUGGAGAACGAGGCCAUGCUGAAGAUCGUGGAGCUGGAGAAACAGCUGAUGCAGACCAACAAAGAGCUGGACCAGCUGCGGGAGGUGUACGCCACCGCCAACACUCAGGUGCACACCUUAAGGCGGAUAGUCCGGGAGAAAGAUCAGACCAUCCGCCGGCAGAGUCGUCUGGAGCGCCAGGCUCAGGACGCCCAGCAGUCUGGAGGACCUGGAGCUCCUCAGCCUCAACGAGGAGAGGGAGACGGUGGAGUGGCUGACUCCGCCUCCCCCUCUCCUCCACCGUGUCCCACCCUGUCCCCCAGCCCUGAGACGGUAGCCUACCAUAGCAUGGGACCAGGGCCUGCUGGAGCUCCGGGCAUGCCAGCUCCACCCCCUCCUCCACCCCCACCACCCAUGCCAAGCACAGUAUCCAACGGACCGUACCCCGCACCUCCUCCUCCGCCGCCCCCUCCGCCUCCCCCGCCCUGUAGGACCAGCGAGCUCUCCUCCGUCCCCAUGCCCCCGCCUCCUCCUCCCGUGGCCCCGCCCCUCCCAGGGUGCGGGGGGUCACCGACCGUCAUCUUUAACUCUGGACUCGCAGAGGGUCCGCUCAAGUUGUUCUCCGUGAAAAUCAAGAAACCCAUCCAGACCAAGUUCAGGAUGCCGGUGCUGAACUGGGUGGCCCUGAAGCCCAGUCAGAUCAACGGAACCGUGUUCAACGACAUCGAUGACGAGUCCAUCCUUCAGGACCUGGACAUGGAGGGCUUUGAGGAGCUGUUCAAGACCAAGGCCCAGGGUCCGGCCGUGGACCUGACGCUGUCCAGGCAGAAGCUGCCGCAGAAGGCGCCGUCCAAGGUGUCUCUGCUGGAGGCCAACCGGGCCAAGAACCUGGCCAUCACCCUGAGGAAGGCCGGCCAGGCCUCUGAGGUCAUCUGCCGCGCCAUUCACACGUUUGACCUCCGCACGGUUCCCGUCGACUUCGUGGAGUGCCUGACGCGCUUCAUCCCCACGGAGGGCGAGCUGAAGCUGCUACGGCAAUACGAGAGGGACAGAAAGCCUCUGGAGGCGCUGAGCGACGAGGACCGCUUCAUGAUGCAGUUCAGCCGCCUGGAACGGCUCGGCCAGCGCAUGACCAUCAUGACCUUCAUGGGCAACUUUGCAGACAACAUCCAGAUGCUGACGCCGCAACUCCACGCCAUCAUCGCCGCCUCCGUCUCCAUCAAGUCCUCCCAGAAACUGAAGAAGAUCCUGGAGAUCAUCCUGGCUUUGGGGAACUACAUGAACAGCAGCAAGAGAGGAGCGGUGUACGGAUUCAAGCUGCAGAGUUUAGACCUGCUGCUGGACACCAAGUCCACGGACAGGAAGCAGACGCUGCUCCACUACAUCGCCAACGUGGUGCGGGAGAAGUUCCCUGGAGUGACGCUGUUCUACAACGAGCUGCACUACGUGGACAAAGCUGCAGCAGUGAGUCUGGAGAACGUGCUGUGUGACGUGAAGGAGCUGCAGCGCGGCAUGGAGCUCACCUGGAGAGAGUUCAGCGUGUCCCACAACGCCACGCUCAAAGACUUCAUCAGCAGGAACGAGUCGCGCCUCAACAAGCUGCAGGAGGACGCCCGCAUCGCGCAGGACGCCUUUGAAGACGCCGUGAAGUUCUUUGGGGAAAGCUCCAAGACCAUGCCGCCGUCCGUCUUCUUCCCCAUCUUUGUGCGCUUCAUCAAGGCCUACAGGGUGGCGGAGGAGGAGAACGAGCAGAGACGCCGGCAGGAGCAGAUGCUGCUGGAGAAACUGGAGCAGGAGGAGCAGCAGGAGGAGGCCACCAAGUCUCCGUCCCACAAAGGCAAGCGGCAGCAGCAGGAGCUGAUCACCGAGCUGAGGCGGAAGCAAGGCAAGGACAGCCGGCACGUGUACGAAGGGAAGGACGGCGCCAUCGAGGACAUCAUCACAGCACUGAAGACGGUUCCUUUCACCGCGCGGUCGGCCAAACGCAGCUCCCGCUUCUUCUGUGACCCCGCCCACUCUGAGGAGCACUACUGAGCCGCCGACCCUGGAGCGACGGGACCAACUAGCACUUUGAACGUUUCUGACUACUUCAUGUGAACGGAUCACAUAAUGUCUUUGUUUACCGGCCACAGGCCAAGAACCCAGACCUGCCGCUGACCUCUGGUGCUUCCAGGCCGCCUCAGGAGACCCAUAAACCCGGCGGCUGGCAGACGGCCACCAUGAUUCAGUAGAUCUGACCUGUUAUGGUCACCGGUGAACACCAUGGACGGGCGCAGACCUUUGAGCUGGUAACUCUCUGACAAAGGUUCACUGCCCUUCCUGGGUUGAGCUCAGAGCUCAGGAGGUCCAUAGCCCCCUUGUGGAGCAGCUGGAACAGAACCAGGAACCUUCUACAAUCACAGGAAGGCUCACCCAGGCAGAACCAACCAACACCUCUGGACUCAGCAGGUCCAGCUAAAGCCAGCGCUCUGGGUCUGCAGGUCUCAGGUUGUUCUGGGUUCUUGUGGUCUCUGUCCUCUUGUACAGGGUUCUACUCUUUUCACUUCACUGUAAUCUUCUAUGUUCUGCUGUAUUUACUGGCUUUUCACAGACUCCAGGCUCUAGAAAUAGUUACCAUCCAAGUUCCCGUAAACUUCUGGCCCAACCACAGCUAGGCCUGUCACGAUGCCACGUUCUGCUGGACGAUGAGGUUUUCCAAAACGUAGUGCAAUAAAUCAUAUUAUUGUCAUUUACAGGCCUUUUCCAGCUAAUAUGAUGAUGGCAUAAAAAACGGCAGUAUCUCCUCAGGACCUGCCGGCUCAGACAGACUGAACGGUGCCGUCACUUGGUUUAAAUCUCAAAAACUCCCACCCUGCAGCGGUCAUGAUGAAUUAAAUCAUGUCAUUAAAUUGUAUCAUGUGAUUAAUUGAUUAUCGCGACAGGCCUAACCACAGCCACACUGUUAAACCGCCCUUAUUCCUGAAGAGACACCAGCAGAGUCAGCAAAGCUGACCAGAAAUCAGAUUUCCUGACCCUGACGGGCCCAAAGUGGUGGC
This is a messenger RNA of Fundulus heteroclitus (mummichog), 4256 nucleotides long. RefSeq names its product formin-like 2b (gene fmnl2b). The record is from RefSeq and is a predicted model, not a curated record. Gene Ontology annotation, molecular function: small GTPase binding; actin filament binding. Gene Ontology annotation, biological process: cortical actin cytoskeleton organization; regulation of cell shape; cell migration. The transcript is spliced from 28 exons. Gene Ontology annotation, cellular component: cytosol. Lineage: Eukaryota; Metazoa; Chordata; Actinopteri; Cyprinodontiformes; Fundulidae. The coding region runs from base 1 to 3255 and encodes 1084 amino acids.